AGGAUGUUGUUGUACGCAUGCACUUUUUUUCCUCGGACAUCUCUUUUUAUUCUGAUCUAACAACUAGUCAAGAUGCAGUCCCCCUAGACAGUAUACCCUGAAUCAGCACCGGUGUGUUAUUGUUUUGGACAGUUGUUUAUUACACGGAUGCGCGGCUCAACAAGAUGUGGCGCAGUGAAGAAUUGUAUGCGAACGAUAAAUUGGAAGAGCCAAUCAAUAGGCUGCUAGUCCUCAACAAUGAAUAACGAGAGAACUUUUUUUGGGAUAAAUUCCUAGUCAUUAACAACAUUCAUCCUAGGUAUUAUCUCCGCGCCACGCAAGUACGCAGGAGCUUGCGCUUUGUCCGCCCGACGUUUUGGAAAUUUAUAUCUCGAUAACUGAUCAACAUUUUGUUGUUUGUUGACACUACUAACUGCACUUUUGUUGUUUGUUGACACUACUAACUGCACUUUUUUUCGGUUCGUAUAAUCAUUAUCCGUGUCUCCAUCUGCUCUUGUGAUCUGUCUUUGUACGUAUGAAUGUCUUGAAUAUGUGAUCUACCUGUAAUUGAUUGCUUUCCCUAUCCUAUUGUGCAACUGGUGGUUAACAUCCAAUUUACUUCUAACUACGAAAAUCAAUAUGAAACAAUACAACCAUGUCAUCAACAUCAACUUCUUCAAUGUGGAAGGCGUGCCGCACGAUUUUGUGUUGGUCGAUUGGGUCACAGGAGAUGGGAAAUGAAGAUUCCCAUUAGAGGUCACGCAAUCUUUGAACGCGGCACCCCCAAUCUGCCGCGUAUCCCCAUCUUCAAUGCUACAAGUACAACGAGUAGUAGACCAAAUCAUUCUACAACUACAAAUGGAAAUCAUGUUCCCAGUCGAGCUAUUUCAUCAAAUAUCGUAGAAAACAGCACGGUCGCUAGAAAUUUGUGCUGUUUGGACGGCGCAGAACAUCAUCAGAACACGAACAUUCUUCCAGCAGGAAGAGUUUUUUCGGAAAAUAUCAAGUAUCCUCUGCUAGGGAUGCCGACAAGCAGUAGCAUGAAACAUAGCGCAGGAGCGCUUUUUGCGGCUGCGGCGCAACCAUUAGCAGCACGGCGGUGGCAGGAUGGCGGCAGCUCGUCCUCGACACGGCCAGUCUGGGUGCCGCAGGAAGAGGAUGGAGAUACAAGUCGUGCUGUCGAGAGGAGACACAGCGCAGUAAAGCUAGAGUCUGGAGACCAUAGCAAGGACAACAAGCGAAGUCGAAGACGGAGACAACAACGAUGUGGAGGAGAUAGAACAAGCAUUCAUCCACCUGCAAACUCGAUUUUUUAUGCUGGAAUGCCAAACGGCUUUAUGCGGUCACGGGCAGUAUUCUGUGAGCACAGAGGACCAUCGAACUACAGGGAGCACAUUUUGUCUUACAAUGAGCAACAACAGCUGUCGAAUAAAGGACCACAUGCUAGUUCCAAUGCGACUGACUGCAAAGCAGCACCAGCAGAAGUACCUCCCUUUAGUAGUGCAUCUACCUCAACCGGACUUCAUCACGACCCCGUUAGUUGGCACGAAUGCUACUUGAAAGUGAAAAAUACGAUGUUUCUGAACGACGUAGCGAAGAGCUCUCAACUCGGAAAUAAUAGUUCUGCAUCUCCUGCUGUGAGCUGUGGCGGCGCGCCCUCAUCUUCUACCGCGUCGGCCGAAGAUACUAGUAGUGCGACCUCAUCAUCAUCCACAACAACAUCUUCCGAUCAAGGUUCUCAUCUUCGUCUAGGUGAUGAAAAUACUAAGCCCGCCCGUCGCUCGUCAGCGCAAUUAUUCAACCGUUAUUCUCAAGGUGGCGCUAGUUCGGUUGCACGAGCAGUGAGGUCUCGGAAUCUGAUAGGCGAGACCAAAUCAGCGCCAGGACGCAUGACGACGGGAAGUGGAGAUGUCACAUCAGCGGGACGACAAUCCAGGCUCCUAGAUGACGACGCAUCGACUUUUUCAGAAGACAGCUAUCUUGAUGAACGAGAGACAAUAGCAAGGGAAACAUCGAACCCACGUAGCACAGGUCUCCACCUGGUGACACCACCUGCACCAGGUGGAGACCUGAUCAGGCGUCGUUUGAGUCAACGAGCUUCGAGAGGGGUGCCAUCGAUCCGGCUCGUGGCAUCUCCUGGAUACGUCCCGCAACACCACAGGACGUACAGUACCGCAGCUGGGGGAUCCAGGUUUUCGAUCAGUAUGAAUUAAGGCUCAGCUUUCAAUGGUCAUUGGGGUUGGUCACUGAGAUCCCUCUUGAGAGAACAGGGGAAAAUGAAGGAAAAGCAAAGGGAGAGGCAUGGGGCCCAUUUCUUUCAGAGUCAGUGACCAUUGAAUGCUGAGCUUUAAAUGAAGCGGUCGCAUAUCGUGCGAGAAAACCACUCGAGGUUCGAAGAGGUGUACUCAGCGGCGAAUAAACUGGGAGAGGGAGCUUUUGGGGUAUUUUUAGAGGCUUAUCACUUUUUGCUUAGACUAAGUUUUUUGUCUAGAUCUCCUUCAGGUCAACAGUAGCUACAUUGUUCUUAGGCUCCUUCAGUGAAGAACGUCAACAUUAUGAUCAGUCAGCACUCUUAUAAUAUUUCCUUCUCGCACCCAUCUUCAACUUCUUCACCCAUCUUCAACUUCUUCACCAAUGAACACCACCACGACAGACUGUAGUCCGCGCGGUGCACAAAAUGUCUGGUUUAGCCCGUGCCGCCAAGAAGAUCCCCAAACUAGCUCUAGAGGAUACGGUGAUGUUCGAAAAUGAGGUUUCGAUUUUGAUGGAGCUGGAUCAUCCCCAUAUUGUGAAAUUAGUGGAGUUCUUCGAUCAGGACGAUGAAUACGUAUUGAUUUUUGAGCUGUGCCAGGGUCCAGACCUUUUCGACCGCAUCGUAGAGGUGUUGGACGAAGCACCUCGAUUCGGCGAAGUGGAAGCGGGUCGUUUGCUGAGGCACAUGCUGAAAGCGAUUCUGUGUUGCCAUUCUCAUGGGAUCAUCCAUAGAGACAUAAAGCCAGAGAAUUUCAUGUUCUCAAAACAAGAUCCAAAGAGUGCUUUGCAGAUGAUCGAUUUGGGGUUGUCGGAAUUCUAUCGAGCUGGAUCAGAACAUCGGAGCUCGACGCCAAUAGGGACCAUUGCUUACAUGUCGCCGGAGAUGCUGCAAGGUACUUAACUCCGUUAAAGGACUAUUUUCUUGGUUGAGAAGAUCAAUUGGUCAUGAAGUACUAGCCUUCCCUGUUGAAGCUUUGGUUCUUGUACUGGGCUACAACAUUUUUAUGCACUUGACCAGUCUACUGUCGAGUUGGUUACCACAGAUUCCACAGAUACCACUUCUACUAAAAAGUACAAAAUACCAGGCGAACCUUACGACCGCCAGUGCGAUAUCUGGUCUUUGGGCGUCAUCCUUUGGGCUCUUCUAAUGGGCGAACCCCUCUUCACUCACGAUUGCGACAUCCUGUGCGAAAGGCAAAUCCUAGAUCCACGAUAUUUGGAUAAGGAGUGGAAGAAAACCAUACCGCUACUAAGUCCAGAAGCAGUGGACUUGUUGCAGCGAAUGCUUACCAGGGAUCCAGCAGAGCGACUCACUGCGGCAGAAGCAUUGAGACAUCCGUUCAUUUUAGACUCCUACUCACCUGAUGAUUACACGGAAUUGUCAUAUCCCCCACCAGGAGGAAUGGCGAAAGCGUUGGCGAGCACAUUCGAUACCAACUGCGUCCAGAAGAUGGCAGAGUACGUGCAGAUGCCGGCUUUGAAAAGGGUAUAGCGAUUGUUAUUUUUAUCGUUUUCGCUUACGCUUAGAAGUUUGCGUUGGAAUUCCGAAAUAUUGAUAUGUUGUCAUGAUCUAUCUUUGCUAACGAAGGCGAUUCACAUUGAAAUAAUUUCCUUGCAGCUGCCAUUCCAAAACGACACCAUCAAGCACUCAAUAAAUCAGGUCGGCCUCUUCGUCUUCGCGCAUCUUUGCGGCACCGAUGGCGAAGAUUUGCGUUUGUACCGAGUUACCUUUAGACAGUUGGACAAGCUGGGCUCAGGAGUAUUGCUCAAAAGCGAUCUAGUGGAAACCUUUCAGGCCAGAGGUGUGGAAAUCCCACCGGACUUUUCUACUGCGGUGUUGCCUUUUGUAGAUAGCCACCAGUCGGAGAGUUUGCACUUCUUGGAGUUCCUGGCUGCAACGAUAGAGGUGCAGAAGGUACUGCCAGCAGAUUUGGACUUGCUUUUUUCGGCAAGCUAGACCCAUUCAUGGAGAUUUCGUGGAUAAUGAUUUUUAACAAAGAGUAGGUCCUCUGCUCCACCAACGAGCAAGAACUCUUGAUGUUCUACAUCAUAGAUGUGUUUCUUUUUCCAGCGGCACACUCUUCAUCUCUACCCUGAAAAUACCUUCAGGUCGACAAAUUCGAACGUAUCCUGCAAGCGGUAUUUAUCAUGUUGGAUAGCGACAAGUGUGGUGUCAUCUCUGUAGAUGACAUGGCGGAUUUACUGACAAGCAACACGCGGGAACAGCUUGAUGAAAUGUUACGAGAAGUGGCUCCAAACGGUCAAAUGAACUACGCCGAAUUCCGAAACAUGAUGCUGCAGUCUUCAAGUGCUGGUAGUGGUGGGAGGUGA
Molecule: messenger RNA, 4563 nt
Organism: Amoebophrya sp. A25
Lineage: Eukaryota; Dinophyceae; Syndiniales; Amoebophryaceae
Source: the annotation of a GenBank genome assembly